GAGAGAUAUGAAGAGAUGAAGAGUGUCAUGGCUGGCCCCAUGGAGACGUGCAGAGAGAAGCUGGGUAAAGGGAGUGAAAAUGUAACAAAUAUUGAAAAUGAAGACAGCAGCAUAGGUCCAAGAAACGCUGUGUGUGUAAUUCUCAACUCAUUCAUACAGUUUAGUACAAAGCUUAAUUUAGGAGCUGAUGUGCUGAAAAUUGAUGCCGAUCCAAGUAAGCUCCAGAGCCUGUCGACCCUUCAACCAGAAGAUUUAUACAGCUCGGUGCAGCAGCACAUAUUGAUUUUGCAGUCUGUUUCAGAAAAACUCAAGUUUAUGGUGAAAGAUAACACUGAAACAGGAAAAACAGAUGGCACCAGUGGCAAGUUAAACACAGAUAAAGGCCUUGCAGAUAACUCACAGUUAAAUGGGAGGAUGAAAGCAGGUCAAGAGGAGUCCAAGCUCCGUAUUGACGACAGUAUAGUCCAGAUCAAGGCUGGAAAUUCCGAAAUUGAUAGAAGGAUAGCAGCAUUCAUUGAAAGAAAGCAGGGAGAGAUCAAUGAAAAUAAUGUCAGAGAAUUCUGCAAUGUUAUAAGCUGUAAUCAAGAAAACAGCUGUGCCAGAACCGAUGCUGUGUUCACUCCUUACCCUGGAUUCAGAAGCCAUGUAAAAGUGACCAGAGUCAUAAACACAUACGGGCCUCAGACCAGACCAGACAGAGGGGGAGAACCUUGUGUGAAACCCAUCUCAGUCCCCAUAGACUGUGGGAGUCCAGCUAUUGAGGAAAGGCUUCAAAACAUAGAAGCUCAUUUAAAGUUAACAACAGGUGGACCAGUCCCUUUAAACAUUUAUCAGAGGCUUAAAAUUUUGGAGGAUAGAAUUCUGGAGCUAGAAGGACUUUCUCCAGAGUAUUUUCAAUCGGAUAGCUUUUUACAUAAAAGGCAGAAGGCUCAGCCAUCUCAGACCUACACCCUGACAGAGCUGGAUGGGAAGAUAAAUGCGCUCAAGACAACGCUAUUGAAGAAAGUAAAUGAGUCUCUGCCCAUGGAGACUGACGAGCUCCCCAUGUGAAGCCAUUUCCAAUUUGGAGACUGUAACCUUUUGCAGCUUGACUCCCCCACUUAAGCAAAAUAAUUCAAGACAAAUGCACAAUAAAAGAUUAUGAUUUUUUUCCCCAA
Molecule: messenger RNA, 1157 nt
Organism: Polyodon spathula (Mississippi paddlefish)
Lineage: Eukaryota; Metazoa; Chordata; Actinopteri; Acipenseriformes; Polyodontidae
Gene: mbip
Product: MAP3K12 binding inhibitory protein 1
Exons: 9
Coding region: 16-1050 (344 amino acids)
Source: RefSeq, a predicted model, not a curated record